AUGUUAAUUAAAGUAAAAACGUUGACAGGUAAAGAAAUUGAAUUAGAUAUCGAACCAAAUGAUAAAGUUGAAAGAAUUAAAGAAAAGGUCGAAGAAAAAGAAGGAAUCCCGCCGCCACAACAGAGGCUUAUAUUUGCCGGUAAACAAAUGAGUGAAGAAAAAACAGCCCAGGAUUACCGAGUAAAUAUUGUUUCUAAUUUUAACCUUAUUCAUUUAUAUAUCGCUUUAAAACUUUUUUAA
This is a messenger RNA of Dracunculus medinensis (Guinea worm), 240 nucleotides long. Lineage: Eukaryota; Metazoa; Nematoda; Chromadorea; Rhabditida; Dracunculidae. The record is from the annotation of a GenBank genome assembly.